Messenger RNA from Ananas comosus (pineapple), 2082 nucleotides. RefSeq names its product protein DETOXIFICATION 33-like. Gene Ontology annotation, cellular component: membrane. Bases 431 to 1912 code for a protein of 493 amino acids. NCBI's taxonomy places the organism in Eukaryota, Viridiplantae, Streptophyta, Magnoliopsida, Poales, Bromeliaceae. The record is from RefSeq and is a predicted model, not a curated record. Gene Ontology annotation, molecular function: xenobiotic transmembrane transporter activity; antiporter activity. The transcript is spliced from 8 exons. Gene Ontology annotation, biological process: xenobiotic detoxification by transmembrane export across the plasma membrane.
AGUUGCAGACUGCAGCAGAAACCGCCAAGCCAUCACGUUGGGAUUUUAAAUUCAUAAAUCAAUUAAUCCAACGCCACAAGAUUAGCUACAUUAUUCGCUGCAGUCUCUCGUCCCAUCUUCCCAAAACGCUGCCAUCACAAGUUUCAGAACGGAAUAGGCGAAAGGCUGCCAGCCUCUCCUCCUAUCUGACUCAAAGGCCUGCCAACGCUGCUGCUUCCUCCUCUGCGCCUUUUCAUCGUUCACGUCGGCACUCAUUUCGAUCGCGCCUGAACGCUUCCACUCGGCUUUCCCCACUGAUUUAGUCGGGAGUAUCAUCAACCUUCCGUAGGGUCAACAGCACGAGAAUAUUAAAAAGCUAGAGUCGACUGACUCGUGAGCGCUGGUCUUUGGUCAGGACACUACUAUACACAAUUUCCACGAGCCGCAGGAGAUGGGCUUAGGCUCUGCUUCAACUGCCGCACCUCUGCUCGCGAGGAGUAGGAGGGAGGAGGAGGAGAAGGAGAAGGAGAAGGAGCAGGUGGUGGAGAGGAAAGGGCCAUGGCGGGGAUGGGGGUUGGGAGAGACGUGGAGGGAGUUGAAGCUGGUGUGGCGCAUAGCAGGGCCCGCCAUACUGACGUCUCUGUUCGAGUAUUCGCUGGGGUCGGUCACCCAGACCCUCGUGGGACACAUCGGAACCCUCGAGCUCGCCGCCGUCGGUCUCCAGAAUCUCGUCAUCUCCGGCAUCGGUUUCGGCAUUAUGUUGGGCAUGGGGAGUGCCUUGGAAACUCUGUCCGGGCAGGCCUACGGGGCAGGAAAGCCUCACAUGCUAGGCAUCUACCUGCAGAGAUCCUGGAUUAUUCUUCUACUUACGGGUCUAGUAUUAUCGACGGUCUGUAUCUUCGCAACGCCGAUCUUGAAGCUGCUGGGUCAGACUGACGAGAUUGCCGAACUGGCGGGAAGAUUCUCGAUAUGGAUGAUUCCUGAGCUAUUCGCCUUUGCAGUAGAUUUCCCGAUCGAGAAGUUCCUCCAAGCACAAAGCAAGGUUGGGGUGAUGGCAGGGAUUUCAGCGACUGUCUUAGCGGUUCACUUGCCUCUCAGCUGGGUUUUCAUCAUAAAACUUAAUAUGGGGUUGGUUGGGGCUGCAAUCACUCUCAAUCUUGCCUGGUUUCUGUUGGUUGCUGGCCAGUUAGCCUAUCUUUUCUCGGGGAAAUGCAGGGACGCCUGGACUGGUUUCUCAUGGCUGGCUUUGACAGAUUUGGUCGAUUUCUUGUGGCUUUCGGUCGCCUCAGCUGUUAUGUUAUGUUUGGAGUAUUGGACUAUGAUGGUAGUAAUUCUACUGGCCGGACUUCUGAAAGACCCUGAAAUUGCUGUAGAUGCUGCUUCCAUCUGCAUGAAUAUGGAAGGAUGGAGUUUCAUGAUCCCAUUGGGCUUUGUUGCAGCAGUAAGUGUGAGGGUCUCCAACGAACUAGGUGCAGGGCGCCCAAAAGCCGCAAAGUUCUCGGUACUGGUGGUGAUUAUGAUAUCGGUGGCAAUACAGACCACCGUUAUGCUCAUUAUUCUGACAACACGGGAGCAUUUCCCCGCACUAUUCACAGAGGAUCAGCAUGUUAUGGCUAAAGUAAGCAAACUUGCUUUCUUCUUGGCGGCUUCGAUUUUCCUCAGUAGCAUACAACCAGUUUUAUCAGGGGUAGCCAUUGGAGCUAGUUGGCAGUCUACUGUAGCCUACAUUAAUCUUGGUUGUUACUAUGUGGUGGGGCUGGGAACUGGUGCUUUACUUGGCUUCAAAUUAAAUUUAGGCUUGCGGGGAAUAUGGGGUGGUGUGCUCUUCGGAGUUCUUCUGCAGACAAUUAUACUCGUAGUAAUUACCUGGAGGACAGAUUGGGAUAAGGAGGCACAAUUAGCACGGGAUAGAGUUGCAACAUGGGUAGGCUAGAUGGAUGUAGUAUCAGUAAAUGCAUAAUCCAUCUUAGGUAAUUUUGGACUUCCCUUUGUUUAAUUGAGAAAUUUGUUUAGCCGUUUAGAGACAGCUUCUCUAUGUGACCGACUGUAAUCUGAACAAGGAUCAGCAAAGCUGAUGCUGAGAAAAUUUGUUUACUUGCGAUU